Pteropus alecto (black flying fox) is the source of this 2810-nucleotide messenger RNA. RefSeq names its product fanconi-associated nuclease 1-like. Bases 219 to 2480 code for a protein of 753 amino acids. The transcript has 7 exons. Gene Ontology annotation, biological process: interstrand cross-link repair. Gene Ontology annotation, molecular function: 5'-3' exonuclease activity; flap-structured DNA binding; 5'-flap endonuclease activity. The record is from RefSeq and is a predicted model, not a curated record. Lineage: Eukaryota; Metazoa; Chordata; Mammalia; Chiroptera; Pteropodidae. Gene Ontology annotation, cellular component: nucleus.
CUCACUUGUCCCCUCUGCUUUGAAUUCACGAAAACGUGUCUGAGCCACGCGUGUUUUAUCUUGCAGGCUUUGGAAGUCGCCUACACGAAUAUGAAGUCAGGGAGAACCCCGCCUUCUGUCAUUUCAAGUCAGGGACGGAAAAGCAAAGCCCGGCCCGCUCUCCCCGGGGACAGCCCGCGUCGUGUUACCCGAAGCGCCCGGCUCCUCAGAGCGUCAGGAUGCCCGGAGGGACAUCGCCCGCCACGAAAAGACCCCGGAGAAGUUUGUCCAGCAGCCAAAGCAGCAGAAGCGAUGCAAGGUCCAUCGUCCUGUUCUUCCGCAGCGAGGCCCCCGCGAGGCUCGCCUGCCCCGUCUGCGGCAAGAUGGUGCCGAGGGACACCUUGAACCGGCACCUGGACGCCAGGUGUGGCGACGGCGGUGGCGCCAGCCCGGUGCCGGGGCCCGGCGGCUCGGCCUGUUCGCAGGUGUCUGCAGCGGACUCCACCCGCGUCGCCGUGGGGGGCGUGACAGCGGAGAAGCAGUCACCCUCCAAGACGAGCUUAGCCCCCGGCCCAAGCGACCCGGCCAAAGCAGGCGGCGAAGCCCGGACCAGCCCCUACUUUAAAGGUCCCGGUGACCCGCCGUGCCAGACGCAGGGGCCGCGGAGACCGCGCCACGUGGAAGUCAUUGCUUUGGGAAGCCUGUCGUCCAAGUUGUCCAGGAGACACGCGAAGGCCACACGGUCGGGAGACGAGCCCCAGGACGUCGCCGGCCACAGUCGGCGGAGCUCCCCGGCCGCAGCGGCGAGGGCGGCAGACGGGGCGGACGAGGACCGCGUCCUGAGCACUUCUCAGAAGGAAAACCUGUUUGCCUGCGGGUCUCCUCAGGAGCAGAGUGGCCCCGAGCGUGCUCUGGAAGGCUCUACGAUGGCAGUGACGGCAGCCGGAAGCCAAAAGGCGCCCCAGGAGCGUGGGAGAGCGGCCCUCACCCCCGCCCGCUCGGAGAAUGCCCCCGGGCCGUCCUCGCCAGGCCCCGCUCUGGGGACUGGAUUACAGGUGGCUUCAGAGGACAGCGCUGCAGAGCGGGGGAGUGGCAGAGGAGAUGGCGGCAGUGUGGAAGCAGGUGGGGCGGGGAGCCGGGACGAAGGUCGCACGACUGUCGCUGCCCAGGCUGGAACCCAGGCGGCGUCGGAGGGGGAGGCCAGAUCCCAUAGCUGCAGACGCGAUGCCUCCACCUGCAGCAACCUCCCCGAACUUCCUCUGGGACGUGACAGUGCCUUAAAGGUCGAGGUCACCCGCGGAGCUCCUCUGGAGGGGGCGUCCAGCUGCGGGGCCGCGGGCUCGGCGUCCCCCGGCCACCCUUACUACCUUCAGAGUUUCCUGGUGGUGCUGGACGCCGUGUUUGGGGACGAAGACGACAGGAAGCUCUUCGACGAGCAGGAGAGAGGAAUUGUAACCAAGUUUUAUCAAUUAUCAGAUAGUGGUCAGAAGUUAUACGUGAGACUCUUUCAACGUAAAUUCAGCUGGAUGAAGCUGAGUAAAUUGGACUAUGAGGAGAUCGCCCCCGACCUAGUGCCGGUGAUCGCAGAGCUGAAGGAAGCAGGCUUUGUGCAGACAGAGUCCGAGUUGCAAGAACUCCCUGAAGUGCUGGACCUGCUUUCGGCUCCCGAGCUCAAAGCCCUGGGGAAGACGUUCCACGUGGCGAGUCCUGGCGGCCAGAGGCAGCAGCUGGCGGGCGCUUUGCUCAGACUGGCCAGGCAGCCCUCGGUCUGCCCUUGGGCCCAGGGCCAGCCCGGAGUCGGCACCGUGAUUUUAAAAAGAGCGAAGGCCGUGGCAGGACCGGCCCUGAGGGUGCAUGGUGUCCCGCGGGACGUGUUCUCUCGUGCCCUGCUGCUCUUCGACCUGGCCGAGGCCCCGGAGGAGGACGGCGGCCGGGACCCGCUCACGGCCGUGCUGCUGGCCGGCCUGGGCCGGGUGGCAUUUCCUCGGUACACCGUCAGCCGGACAGCCCGCAUCUUCCAGGACAGAGACGACCUCAUCAGGACAGCCGUUUGCACGCUGUUUAGUACGUGCUUUAAAGAGCGAAGCCAUCGGAACGAUUCAAAGCCAUGUCGCUGUAAACCGACUUUAGCUCACUUUGCCCAGCUCACCUUGUCAGGAAGGUACGCAGCAGCCACCCACACGCUGAGUGACGUCUGUGCCGCCAUGGCCAGCGGUGACUGGAAGGACGCUCGCGAGCUCUGCCAGCGUGCCCGCGGGGCCUGGAGCGCACUGCGAGGCCACCCGGCUCUGAGGCUCCACGAGGGCUUGCCCGUGUUCCUGCGACGCUUCACCGUGGGCUGGGUCUACACGCAGGUGUCGUCGCGGGCCGUGGACAUCCUGCAGAGGCUGCACAUGUACGAGGUGAGGGCAGGAGGCCCGUGGCAUGGACGGUCACGCCGGCCUCGAGCCGUGGGGCGCAGCCCGUGCGUGGGCUCCCAGCUUCCGCGAGGGUGCCGGUAGGCCGGGGCACACACACAGCCCUGGGCGGAGCCCCCAAACUUGGGGGGGGAGCCUCACACCGCUGUGGUUCCCCGCAGCCAUCACAGACCAUCCCGAAACCAUUUACAAUCCCGUCCAAAAUUGGGUCGUAUGCGUCCUUACACUAAUGUGAGAACCGGGACUCAGCUUUGGUUCUGGUGGAUGGUGUGUAAUGGGAAAUGGUAUUUUAUGGAGCACAUGUGGAGGCCGGGCUCCUGACCUGACCCAUGAAUCCCGGGGGGGGGUCCCUGUGAUGGCUUCGGGGGCUCGGGGGACCCACAGCUACGUGUUCGUGGGCUUCGCGCAUCCUCA